Molecule: messenger RNA, 2586 nt
Organism: Prionailurus viverrinus (fishing cat)
Lineage: Eukaryota; Metazoa; Chordata; Mammalia; Carnivora; Felidae
Gene: PDE6A
Product: phosphodiesterase 6A
Exons: 22
Coding region: 1-2586 (861 amino acids)
Biological process (GO): signal transduction
Molecular function (GO): 3',5'-cyclic-nucleotide phosphodiesterase activity; protein binding
Source: RefSeq, a predicted model, not a curated record
AUGGGUGAGGUGACAGCAGAGGAGGUGGAGAAGUUCCUGGACUCGAAUGUCAGCUUUGCCAAGCAGUACUACAACCUCCGCUACCGGGCCAAGGUCAUCUCGGACAUGCUGGGGGCCAAGGAGGCCGCGGUGGACUUCAGCAACUACCACUCGCUGAACAGCGUGGAGGAGAGUGAAAUCAUCUUUGACCUCCUGCGGGACUUCCAGGAGAAUCUGCAGACCGAGAAAUGCAUCUUCAAUGUCAUGAAGAAGCUGUGCUUCCUUCUGCAGGCAGACCGCAUGAGCCUGUUCAUGUACAGGGUCCGAAACGGCAUCGGGGAGCUGGCCACGCGGCUCUUCAAUGUUCACAAGGAUGCUGUCCUUGACGAAUGCCUCGUGGUGCCCGACUCGGAGAUCGUGUUCCCCCUGGAUAUGGGUGUGGUUGGUCAUGUCGCACACUCUAAAAAGCUCGCCAACGUCCUCAACACAGAAGAGGAUGAGCAUUUCUGUGACUUCGUGGACAUCCUCACAGAAUACCAGACCAAGAACAUCUUGGCUUCCCCCAUAAUGAAUGGGAAGGACGUGGUGGCCGUACUCAUGGCUGUGAAUAAACUGAAUGAGCCCCACUUCACCAAGAGAGAUGAAGAGAUUCUUCUCAAGUACCUCAAUUUCGCAAAUCUAAUCAUGAAGGUGUACCACCUGAGUUACCUGCACAACUGUGAGACUCGGCGUGGCCAGAUACUGCUGUGGUCUGGGAGCAAAGUCUUUGAAGAGCUUACGGAUAUCGAGCGGCAGUUCCACAAAGCCCUGUACACAGUCCGAGCCUUCCUCAACUGCGACAGAUAUUCUGUGGGGCUCUUAGACAUGACCAAGCAGAAGGAAUUUUUUGACGUGUGGCCAGUCCUGAUGGGUGAGGCUCCACCCUAUUCUGGUCCCAGGACUCCGGAUGGAAGGGAAAUCAACUUUUACAAGGUCAUUGACUACAUCCUGCAUGGCAAAGAAGACAUCAAAGUAAUCCCGAACCCACCUCCUGAUCAUUGGGCUUUAGUAAGUGGUCUCCCCACUUAUGUUGCCCAGAAUGGCCUGAUUUGCAACAUCAUGAAUGCGCCUGCGGAGGACUUUUUUGAAUUCCAGAAAGAGCCUCUGGAUGAGUCCGGAUGGAUGAUCAAGAAUGUCCUUUCUAUGCCAAUUGUGAACAAGAAGGAAGAGAUUGUUGGGGUGGCCACGUUUUACAAUCGCAAAGAUGGGAAACCCUUUGAUGAGAUGGACGAGACCCUCAUGGAGUCUUUGGCUCAGUUCCUGGGCUGGUCCGUCUUAAAUCCCGACACCUAUGAGUCAAUGAACAAACUUGAAAACAGGAAGGACAUUUUCCAGGACAUGGUAAAAUACCACGUGAAGUGUGACAACGAAGAGAUCCAGACAAUCCUGAAAACCAGAGAGGUGUACGGGAAGGAGCCAUGGGAAUGUGAGGAAGAGGAACUCGCUGAGAUCCUGCAAGGAGAGCUGCCAGAUGCGGAGAAAUAUGAAAUUAAUAAAUUCCACUUCAGCGACUUGCCCCUGACAGAGCUGGAGCUAGUGAAAUGUGGGAUACAGAUGUACUAUGAGCUCAAAGUGGUAGAUAAAUUUCACAUUCCUCAGGAGGCGCUGGUGCGAUUCAUGUACUCGCUGAGUAAGGGCUACCGCAGGAUCACCUACCACAACUGGCGGCACGGCUUCAACGUGGGGCAGACCAUGUUCUCCUUGCUGGUGACGGGAAAGCUGAAGCGGUACUUCACGGACCUAGAGGCCUUGGCCAUGGUCACCGCUGCCUUCUGCCAUGACAUUGACCACAGAGGCACCAACAACCUCUACCAGAUGAAAUCCCAGAAUCCACUGGCCAAGCUCCAUGGGUCCUCCAUCUUGGAAAGACACCACUUGGAGUUUGGCAAAACGUUGCUGAGAGAUGAGAGCCUGAAUAUCUUUCAAAACCUCAAUCGCAGGCAGCACGAGCAUGCAAUCCACAUGAUGGACAUUGCAAUCAUCGCCACAGACCUUGCCCUGUAUUUCAAGAAGAGGACAAUGUUCCAAAAGAUCGUGGAUCAGUCUAAGACAUAUGAAACUGAACAGGAGUGGACACAGUACAUGAUGCUGGAACAGACCCGGAAGGAAAUUGUUAUGGCCAUGAUGAUGACCGCCUGCGAUCUCUCAGCCAUCACCAAGCCCUGGGAGGUACAGAGUAAGGUAGCUCUGCUGGUUGCUGCCGAAUUCUGGGAACAAGGUGACCUGGAGCGCACAGUGCUGCAGCAGAACCCCAUUCCCAUGAUGGACAGAAACAAGGCGGAUGAACUCCCCAAGCUUCAGGUCGGCUUCAUUGACUUUGUCUGCACCUUCGUCUACAAGGAAUUCUCCCGUUUCCAUGAAGAGAUCACUCCCAUGCUGGAUGGGAUCACCAACAACCGCAAGGAGUGGAAGGCGCUCGCGGAUGAGUACGAUGCCAAGAUGAAGGCGUUGGAGGAGGAGAAGCAGAAGCAGCAGGCAGGCACGCAAGCGGCGGCGGGAAAUCAGCCCUGGGGCAACCCCGGUCCAGCAGGGGGCGCACCAGCAUCCAAGUCCUGCUGCAUCCAGUAG